AUGAAAGUAAAAGAUUUAAAUAUUGUAAUUAUAGGUGGUGGCCCAGCAGGGCUAUCAAUGGCGAGAUUACUUCAACUUAACGAUUUUAAAAAUGUAAUGGUAGUAGAAAGAGAUAUUAACCGUACUAUUAGAGUUGGUGGUUCAUCAUUAGAUUUACAUUCAGAUAGUGGUUUAAUUUUUAUAGAAAAGGCGAAACUAAUGAACGAAUUUUUAAGAGUUUCAAGACCAGAAGGUGAAUCUAUUACUAUAGCAGAUAAAAAUGCUAAUAUAGUUUUAAAAAAACCUCAUUUAAAAAUUGCAAGUAAAAAACCGGAAAUCGAUCGUGGUGUAUUACGUGACCUUUUGGUUGACUCAUUGGUUGAGGGUACAAUCAAAUGGGACCAUCAAUUUGUAUCAUUAAACCAAUUAGACAAUGGAAAAACUGAAAUAGUUUUUAAAGAUGGGAAAACAAUAGUAGCCGAUUUAGUUAUAGGAGCAGAUGGUGCAAAUUCAAAAAUCAGACCCUAUGUUACAGAUAUGAAACUAAAAUACUCUGGUAUCACCUUGGUAGAAUUUGAAGUUGAAAACCCAAAACAAUUAUGUCCACAAGUUUACGAAUGGGUAGAUGCAGGUUUAUUUUAUGUUCUCGAUGAUGAAAAAGGGUUUAUUGUUCAAUUAAAGGGUGAUGGAAAUUUAAUUAUUUAUUUAUCAUGUAAAAGAGAAGAAAAUUGGAUUAAAAAUUCAGGGUUAGAUUUUAAAAAUGAUUUAGAAUCAGUUAAAACAUUUAUUAAGAAGGAAGUUCUAUCAGAUUGGAACCCAAUUUUUCAUAAUGUUGUAGAUAAUGCGACCUUCUUUAUUCCAAGACCUUUGUUCUCUAUACCAUUAGAUCCAAUGAUAGAUUGGAAAUCAAAUAAAAACAUUACAUUAAUUGGGGAUGCUGCCCAUACAAUUGUCCCAUAUGCUGGCAAAGGUAUCAAUAGUGGAAUGAUGGAUGCUGUAGAACUAACAGAAUGUUUAAUAGAACCCUCAGAUAUGCAAUUAUCAGAAAGAUUAAAUAGAUACGAAGAAAAAAUGCACACAAGAAUGUUAGAAGUUGCAACCGAUAGUAUGGAUGCACAAGAAAUAGUGCAUAACAAGGAUGCCAAUACUCUAUUAGUGGAUAGAUUUUUAGGUUACUAUAAAUAUGUUAAAGAUAUAUUGCCAUACUUUAUAUAUUCCAUAAACUAUAUAACUGAUUUAUUUGGUUUUUCAAAAUAA
This is a messenger RNA of Dictyostelium purpureum, 1236 nucleotides long. RefSeq lists its product as uncharacterized. The transcript has 3 exons. The coding region runs from base 1 to 1236 and encodes 411 amino acids. NCBI's taxonomy places the organism in Eukaryota, Evosea, Eumycetozoa, Dictyosteliales, Dictyosteliaceae. Gene Ontology annotation, molecular function: FAD binding. The record is from RefSeq and is a predicted model, not a curated record.